GGUCACUCCACUUCCUGCUUCCGCCACCGAGUGAGUAUAUGAAAACAUGGCGGUGCAGACGGACCGAGGCGUCCCGCUUAGUACGCUUUGUCCAAAGUUUCUUCACACCAACUCCACCAGCCACACCUGGCCUUUCAGCGCUAUAGCUGAGCUCAUAGACAAUGCCUAUGAUCCAGAUGUCAAUGCCAAACAGUUCUGGAUUGAUAAGACUGUGAUUGAAAAACAAGAGUGCCUCAGCUUUAUGGAUAAUGGAAACGGACUGGACCAUGAAACUAUGCAUAAGAUGCUCAGCUUUGGGUACAGCGAUAAGUCCGUUGUGAAUGGUGUGGCGCCAAUAGGUAUCUAUGGCAACGGGUUCAAGUCUGGAUCCAUGCAUCUUGGCAGAGACGCCAUCGUUUUUUCCAAGUCAAAGAACACUUCAUGCGUCGGGAUGCUCUCUCAGACCUACCUGGAAGAGAUCGAUGCCAAGCAAAUAAUUGUACCAAUCAUCAGCUUCGCACACACAAAAACUACCAAGUUCUCAGUACGAGAGGAGGACAAAGUCAGUCUGCAGGACAUCCUGCGCUAUUCCCCUUUCAAAAAACAGGAGGACCUUCUCGACGAGCUCAAAGCCAUCAGUCCCCCCUGGUCCACGGGGAAAACAGGCACACGGAUUAUCAUCUGGAAUCUCCGCACGACAUCUACUGGAGCACAUGAGUUUGAUUUUGAGAGUGACCGGUACGAUAUCCGAAUUCCACCUGAUGCCUAUGAGUCGGUGAGCGACACAGCUCAACAUCAAUCGUCAUCAUACGUCCCUGAGAGUGUUAACUCUCUGCGGGCAUAUUGCAGUAUUUUGUACCUGAAGCCUCGGAUGCAGAUCAACAUACGAGGUCAGAAGGUGAAAUCUCAGCUCAUUGCUAAGAGUCUUGCCCUCGUCAGAAAGGACUACUACAAACCAACAUUCCUGACCAAACGCAUUCCUAUCAUUUUUGGGUAUAACACCAAAAGUAAAGAGCAGUAUGGCAUGAUGAUGUAUCACAAGAAUCGCCUCAUCAAACCUUACAAACGCGUGGGCUGCCAAAUGAGGGGCAACAACCAAGGUGUUGGGGUCAUUGGCGUAGUAGAGUGCAACUUUCUCAAUCCCACCCACAAUAAACAGAGCUUUGAUGAGACAGAUAAAUACAGGAAAACUAUGAACAACAUGGCGACUAAACUGGAAGAGUACUGGAAACAAAUCCAUUACAUUAGGAACAAAGAUAAUCCAAACAGCACCACACCAGUGGAGGAUACCAUAAAGAAACCAGAUCAACUCUGGGUGCAAUGUGAUGACUGUCGCAGGUGGCGCAAACUCCCCGAUGGGAUUGACAACAGCAAGUUACCAGAUAAAUGGUUCUGUCAUAUGAACCCUGACCCUCAGUUCAGGAGCUGCCAGGUAGAGGAGGAGCCAGAGGACUCAGAUGAUGACCAACCUUCGUACCGUAAGACCUACAAACAACAAGAAAAAAAGGACAAAAAGCAGCAAGAGAUGAGUAAAAAAAAGGAGGAGGAGAAUCGAAGGCAACAGGAAGUGCAGCGAGUUGCUAAUCUCGCCAAACAAAACCGGGAUCUUAGACAGCGGCACGAAGACCUGAAACGGCAACUGUGUCCAACGACUGUCCGUUCACCUUCCACCCCCAAUACCCCAAAGAGUAGGUUCAAUGCUGAUUCAACUCCACUGAAACCCUCCAGUAUUUUACAAGCUGAUGUCAGCCCCUCGCGUAGCGAUGGGCUUCCAGUUAUUUCCAAUGUGGUCUCUUUGUCAGUAUCCCGUCUGAGGAGAAAAAGAGAACGGUCUGUUAGUCCUCAAACAACGCCCAAAAGAUAUCUAGCAAAUGACUUCCAGAGGAGCAUCUCAGAUACUCCGACAUCUGCGGAUGUGAGCGCACCCUGCUCCCCAUCAGUGCCUGUUGGAGAGGAUGAUAAUGAGGAUGAUACUGAUGAUGACAUUUUCAUCGUGGAGGAUGUCAGCACGCCCAAACCAAAAAGUCUGUGCUUUGCUUUGAAUAAAGUGAAGAUAGAGCCAGAGCCAACUGAUGCCGGUGUCUGCAAGAUGUUGGAGUGUAGCGAUGACGCCGCUGUGGAGUCGGAGACAAACACUGCGGGAAUAAGCUCUACAGGGUCUGCGGCUGUUGGAGCCAAUCCCUCCCCGAUCCCUCCUCCACAGCUGACCAGCAUCACCACCCAGACAGAAGCACCCCAAGUAAAGAUGGAAGAGGAGGAUCCAAAUCAAACUGAGGGGAAUGGAAUAACAGGACAGAGUGCAUCUAAUGUGAAUGGUGUAGAACAGGUUUCAUGUGCCUGCAGCACUGAAGAAAGAGACAUAAAGCAAGAGAGCGAGGUAAAUACUCAAAAUGACCAUGAAGAAAAUCUUCAGAAUGUAGUGACACGUCCUCUGGAAGGUGACAAAAUUGCAGGACCUUCCUGUGCACCGUUCUCCCCACUUUACAACCCAAGUGUCACUGAGGUGCAGGGACAACAAGACCAGCUCCUGGAGCUCAUACAGGAUACAGCGAAAGAGAGAGACUCCUUAAAAGAAGAGGUCAAUAGACUUACCUGCCAGCUGCAGGAAAUGCAAAUGCAAAGGAGACUGCCAGAGCCGUCUGAGAUGAAUGAAAAGAGACGAUGCUCUCACCAGGCCAGCCAGACGGUGAAGACGGAGGAAACAGUGGAGGGGUUUGACUACAAAAGUAUGUUUGAGAAGGCAAAACAGAAAGUUGAUGAAUUGAUCAAGGACAAAGAGGCUUUAGUGGCAGCUACUGAGAGCAAACCCAGUCCUGGUCAAGAUAAGGAAAAGGACUCUGACGAGAUUGCGCUGCAAGUUGACUUUCUGAUGCGGGAACUGGACCAGAAACACAAGGAGAACGAAAAACUGCACUCACAGAUGGACAGUGUGCAGGAGGAAAAUGCGAACCUGGCAGCCCAGUGUGAAGAGCUCAGGUUGAAGCUGCAGCAGCAGAGGGGAAACGCUGAAGAGGGAAGCACAAAGCCGCCGCAAAGAUUCACGGAUUCUUCUGCACGAACCGAUGCAGCGGAGGCAGCGGAGGCAGCGGAGGCAACUGUCACUGGUGGAGAUUCAAGCUCAGACACAUUCAGAAGUUUGAUCGAGCUUCGGCAGAAUGUCGGGCGCCUUCUCAUCACCCAUAUUCCUGCUCUCUCCCUCGACCAAGUGAACUUUCAGUGCAAUGUAAUCGAUGAAAUCCUCGAACAGUAUCUGUCUGAGAGAGAUUCUGUCAAAGAAGAGGAACAAUGGGAUUAAGUAAAUCCUGGCCUACUCUAGAGUUGUAUUAUGCCUUUAUAUUAAAUUGUAUAUAGUUGAAUGUAUGUUAACAGAUUUUAUAUUGAUGUCCAUUAAAUCCAGCUACAAGCUGCUUUUAUAUUA
Molecule: messenger RNA, 3397 nt
Organism: Paralichthys olivaceus (Japanese flounder)
Lineage: Eukaryota; Metazoa; Chordata; Actinopteri; Pleuronectiformes; Paralichthyidae
Gene: morc3a
Product: MORC family CW-type zinc finger 3a
Cellular component (GO): PML body; nucleus
Molecular function (GO): zinc ion binding; ATP hydrolysis activity
Source: RefSeq, a predicted model, not a curated record